GAGAGAAAAUGGCGGCGGCUACGGCGGCUUCGGCGCCUCAGCAGUUAUCGGAUGAGGAGCUUUUCUCCCAGCUUCGUCGUUACGGCCUGUCUCCUGGCCCCGUGACGGAGAGCACCCGCCCAGUCUACCUCAAAAAGCUCAAGAAGCUUCGAGAGGAAGAGCAGCAGCAGCAGCAGCACCGGUCGGGGGGCCGCGGCAACAAGACACGGAACAGUAAUAACAAUAACACCGCAGCCACCACGGUCGCAGCCGCGGCACCGGCGGCGUCGGCCGUGGGGAUGGGGGUCCGGCCGGUGUCGGGGGAGCUCUCCUGCCUCCGGACUCCUGGCGGCCUGGGCCGAGGACCGGCCUCGGGCCCGGAGAGCCCGUUGGGAGGGCCCGGGGGUGCCUCGGCCGCCCCCACGCCUGGCAGCAAAGUGCUGCUGGGCUUCAGCUCGGACGAGUCGGACGUGGAGGCCAGUCCCCGGGGCCAGGCCGGCGGCGGGAGGAAAGAGCGGGCUUCGCUCCAGUACCGCGGGCUCAGACCGCCGCCCGCGCCGCUGGCCGCCGGCGAGGUGACUAACAGCCCCCCGGCGGAGCGGAGGAAACCCCACUCCUGGUGGGGGGCCCGCAGGCCCGCGGCCCCCGAGCUGCCAGCCCCGUCGGGGAAAGACGGAGCGGCGGAGGACGAGGACGAGGAGGGAGACGCCGGGGAGGAGCGGGACCCGGAGGCCGACGAGCCGCUGUGGCCGAGCCGGACGGUGAAUGGCAGCCGGCUGCUGCCCUACAGCUGCCGGGAGAACUACUCGGACUCGGAGGAAGAGGGGGACGACGACGUGGCCUCCGCCAGACAGGUACUGAAGGACGACUCCCUCUCCCGCCACCGGCCCCGACGCAGCCACGGUAAACCGCUUUCCCCGCUGACCGGUAAAGCCGCCGGCGGCCGGCCGGAGACCUCGGGCCAGGGAGGGGGCGGCUUCGCGAUGAAUGACAGGGCGGCGGCCGCCGGGAGUCUAGACAGGAGCCGAAACCUCGACGAGGCGGCGGCGGAGCAGCCGCAGGGAGGAGGGUGUGAGCCGCUGGACUGCAGCCCCGCGCCUCGAUACCGCGUCAACGCCAAGAAACUGGCCCCUGUCCUGCCCCCGCCGCUUCCCGACCCGGACGCCGCCGUGGAUCCAUCCAGCGGCGCCCUGCGGAAAGCCGGCAACCAUGUGGGCGGCGGCGGGCCCUUCGCGGUGGACUCCCCCAGAGCUCAUUCCAACAGCCUCUCGCCCAUGGCGGCCGCGGGCGCCCCCAGUUCACUCAGGAUCAAUCACUCCAAUCACACGGUCUCCAAUCACACCUACCUGCAGAACACCUACAGCAAACCGAAGCUCUCGGAGCCCGAGGAGGAGCUGCUCCAGCAAUUCAAACGCGAGGAGGUGUCCCCGACCGGAGGCUUCAGUGCCCACUACCUGUCCAUGUUUCUCUUAACUGCUGCCUGCUUGUUUUUCCUAAUACUGGGGCUCACUUACCUGGGAAUGAGAGGGACUGGAGUAUCCGAGGAGGAAGGACUCAGCAUAAAAAACCCCUUUCAUGGAACAUUUGGAAAAAUACAAGAAUAUGAAAAAAAUCUUAUGAUGAACACAUUGUAUAAGCUUCAUGAUCGAUUGGCACAACUUGCAGGAGAUCAUGAAUGUGGCAGUUCUAGUCAGAGAACACUUUCUGUCCAAGAGGCUGCUGCAUAUUUAAAAGAAUUGGGUCCUGAAUAUGAAGGCAUAUUCAACACCUCAUUGCAGUGGAUUUUAGAAAAUGGAAAAGAUGCUGGUAUAAGGUGUGUUGGAUAUGACCCUGAGGAAGAAUUAGCAAAUAUAACAGAUGUGCAAUUUUUACAGUCUACACGACCACAGAUGUCUUUCUGGUGUCGUUUUCGACGUGCUCUUAUUACUGUAACCCACAGGUUGUUGUUGCUUUGCUUAGGUAUAGUAAUGGUAUGUGUGGUUCUACGCUACAUGAAGUAUCGCUGGACAAAAGAGGAAGAGGAAACAAGACAAAUGUAUGAUAUGGUGGUAAAGAUUAUAGAUGUUUUACGGAGUCAUAAUGAAGCGUGCCAAGAAAAUAAAGAUUUACAACCUUAUAUGCCUAUUCCACAUGUGCGAGAUUCCUUAAUACAGCCUCAUGACAGGAAAAAAAUGAAGAAAGUAUGGGAUAGAGCUGUUGAUUUCCUUGCUGCUAAUGAAUCUAGAGUUCGCACAGAGACACGAAGAAUAGGUGGUGCUGAUUUUUUGGUCUGGAGAUGGAUCCAGCCUUCUGCAUCUUGUGACAAAAUAUUAGUAAUACCUUCUAAAGUAUGGCAAGGUCAAGCAUUUCAUUUAGAUAGAAGAAAUUCCCCACCAAAUAGUUUGACACCAUGUCUAAAGAUUCGAAAUAUGUUUGAUCCAGUUAUGGAAAUAGGGGAUCAUUGGCAUUUGGCAAUUCAAGAAGCAAUUUUAGAGAAAUGCAGCGAUAAUGAUGGCAUUGUUCAUAUUGCAGUAGAUAAAAAUUCACGAGAGGGGUGUGUAUAUGUUAAGUGUCUGUCUCCAGAGUAUGCUGGAAAAGCUUUUAAGGCAUUACAUGGCUCUUGGUUUGAUGGGAAAUUGGUUACAGUAAAAUAUUUACGGCUAGAUAGAUAUCAUCAUCGCUUUCCCCAAGCUCUUACUUGCAACACUCCCUUGAAGCCAUCAAAUAAACAUAUGAACUCUAUGUCUCAUCUUCGUCUUCGGACUGGCCUAGUCAAUUCUCAAGGAGGUUCCUGAAAAGAUUUCUACUACUCCUAGGACUGUUCUUUACAAUAGGAAAAUUCCUCUUUGGCUUCCUGUCUUCCUUUUAAAAUGCUUUUUGUAUGUAAUAUUUUUAUUGAUGAAUAUGGCUCUGUUUGAAUGUUUCAGAAAUCUUAAGGUUCUAAAGGGACUUAGCAGUGAGGCAGCAAUGCUGAAUAGAUAGAAUUAUUGUUUCAUUCCGUUUUUGGAGCUCAGUUCAGCCAGUGCAUUUAAAGUUUUGCAUGAGGAACAUUGACUU
Messenger RNA from Elephantulus edwardii (Cape elephant shrew), 3015 nucleotides. RefSeq names its product LEM domain containing 3 (gene LEMD3). The coding region runs from base 9 to 2753 and encodes 914 amino acids. Gene Ontology annotation, cellular component: nuclear inner membrane. NCBI's taxonomy places the organism in Eukaryota, Metazoa, Chordata, Mammalia, Macroscelidea, Macroscelididae. The record is from RefSeq and is a predicted model, not a curated record. Gene Ontology annotation, molecular function: chromatin DNA binding. Gene Ontology annotation, biological process: nuclear envelope organization; negative regulation of BMP signaling pathway. The transcript has 13 exons.